AUGGCCUCGGUGGGUCUCCAGCUCCUUGCUUUCAUCCUGGCCUUAUCUGGGGUCUCUGGAGUCCUCACUGCCACUCUGCUGCCCACCUGGAAGGUUACUGCAGCUCUAGGCUCCAGCAUUGUAACUACGAUUGUACAGGUGCACGGGCUGUGGAUGGACUGCACGUGGUACAGCACUGGGAUGUUCAGCUGUAUUCUGAAAUACUCCAUCCUGUCUCUACCCAUCCAUGUGCAGACCGCCAGGGUUGCCAUGGUCCUGGCCUGUGUUCUGUCUGCUCUGGGGAUUUGUACUUCUGUAGUAGGAAUGGAAUGCACCCACUUAGGAGGCGACACACACACCAAGAGUCAAACUGCUUUUGCUGGAGGAGUCUGCUUCAUGACUGCAGGGAUCUCUAGCUUAAUCCCAACAGUGUGGUACACCAAGGAAAUCAUAGACAACUUUCUAGAUCUGACCGUGCCAAAAAGCAACAAAUAUGAACCUGGAGGAGCCGUCUACAUCGGGUUUAUUUCGGCAAUGCUACUGCUUAUCUCUGGAGUUAUUUUCUGCGCUUCUUACAUAAAAAAGAACCCGGAACCAUGGAUCUACCAUCCCAAGCAGCAACAUACUUCUACCUGGCAGCCAGAGAAGAGGUUAGCAUACAACCUGAAGAAUUACGUGUAAAGAGCUGUG
Messenger RNA from Onychomys torridus (southern grasshopper mouse), 669 nucleotides. RefSeq names its product claudin 20 (gene Cldn20). Gene Ontology annotation, molecular function: structural molecule activity. The transcript has a single exon. Gene Ontology annotation, cellular component: plasma membrane; bicellular tight junction. NCBI's taxonomy places the organism in Eukaryota, Metazoa, Chordata, Mammalia, Rodentia, Cricetidae. The record is from RefSeq and is a predicted model, not a curated record. Gene Ontology annotation, biological process: bicellular tight junction assembly; cell adhesion. Bases 1 to 660 code for a protein of 219 amino acids.